CUUACGCUUAAGUUUGGCAAAUACAUUUAAAGCUUUCCACAGUUAAUGCCUUAUAUUUUGUAUUGAAAGUAAAGCAUUUGCAUAGUGUCACAUUACUAAUGCAAUUAAUAAUGCAGCCGGUAAUUGCAAUAAGUUUGGCACUUACUUUCACAAGUGUUCUCGCCUACCACGAUCCCGACCUCAAUUACCACCUGAGUCAAGUUCAAAAGGUAGAGAAUUGCGGCGGCGCCGGCUAUUCGUAUCCCGCACCCGCUGUGCAACUGAACCCAGCCAGUGUGAACUUAGCCCCAGCUCCGGCGGUAGUUUCACACCCACUACCUUCUGCGGGAUACUCGGCAGGCAUCACCUACCAGGCAGAAGCACCUAGGAUCACAUAUGCACAACCUGCUGCUUACCAAACAUCAAUUGCAGCAUCAAAUUACGUAUCAGCCCCAGCAUCACAAAUUCAUGGAUACUCAACAUCUGCCGGCUUAUCAUCAUCUUCUGGUACUGGAAGAACAGUAACACCACUAGCCACAUAUGCUCAAGCACCUAUAAUCGCAAAAAUAACAGCAGCCCCACUGAUUGCCAAGUUUGCGAUUGCCCCAGUGAAAACUACGUUCGUCCAACAAAAUUCUGUUCAACAAGCGGCCUAUGUAUCGGGAUCCUCUGCCAAAGCGUCUUUAUACAGUAACAGCAUCCAAACCGGAGGACCCGUAGUGUCACAAGUAUACGCUGCACCUUCUUCUGGAUACGCAACCGCAUCUCCACUAAGGCCACAAGUAUCAGGAUACUCAAGUGGAAUUCAAUAUAGUCAAGGAGUUCAAAGGAUUGCACCAGCUGUUCAGUACUCAACGCAAGUUGUGGCUCCAGCACCUGCACAAUAUUUUGCACCAACCCAACAUUCGAGCGUGACACAAUAUGCGGCAUCACCUGUGGCACAGUACUCCCCUGCUGUAAGCCACGCUGCACCGCUUUUUACUCAGUAUUCAGCACCAGUAGCCGCCCAGUACUCAAGCUCUCAUUUAGCGGCACCUGCUGCUGCUUUUACUCAAUCUCAUGUCGCAGCUGCGCCAGUUGCUCAAUACCAAGCCCAAUACACAUCUUCUGGAUUAUCUCAACAUUCAAGUGCGGCUGUCAGUUCGUAUGCCAUUCCAUCAGCAGCGGCGUAUUCUGCACCAGCGGUCGCCCACUACUCAGCACCGGCCGUAUCAGCUGUAACUCACUAUGGCACGCCAACAGUAGCUCAAGUAUCUCAUCAUGGUGUAGCUGUUGCACCAGCUAGAAUCGCAAGCACAGCCCUUGCUGCGAAGAAUAUCCACCGCGAGUUUCUAGAAAACUAUGACGCCCACCCACGUUACGCCUUUGAGUAUGGAGUCAACGAUCCUCAUACUGGGGACAUCAAACAGCAGAAGGAAGAACGAGAUGGAGAAGUAGUUAAAGGUCAAUAUUCCUUGGUAGAGCCGGACGGCUCUGUGCGAACUGUGAACUACGUUGCUGAUUGGGAGACCGGUUUCCACGCCGACGUACGCAAUAGCAAAGACAAUCAUCAUUAGAUACAGAUAUAUAACACACCAACCAGCUUGCCGUGCCUUAUUAGGUCGGCCCACCAAUCAGAAUCCUGGCAAUAUCUUUAAACUUUAAUUUUAAGCAUAAGUAUAUAUUAAUUGUGUCCAAUUGCCUGACAGAACAUGCUGGCUUAAGACAUUAAGCCCAGUCUACUAUAAUCGUGCUUUAUCAUAAACACAUUUGCAAUAGGCUAUUUAUCGAAUGUAAUCAAUGCAUAUUCAUCUUCAUAAUCCCACAAGGAAACACACCAUCAUGACAACUCAUCAUCAUCGUCUCAUUAUUCAUCCAUAUUUAAACUAAGAUAGUUUAUUUAAUGUUAUGUAGUAAACGAGAAUUUGGAUUAACGAUCUCUGUUGAGUAAUUUUACAUAAAGAAAUAAUACAGUCAGUUAUUACCACAAGCUGUAAAUGGACUGGAGCCUUUUAGAUGCAACUAUUUACCUUUCACUGAACGAAAUGUCCCCGACAUCAGGCACGGUCAUUGCAUCCGCGUGCAACACUUUUAAAAACGCUAAAAACAUUUACAGCUGAGUGCACUUCAAUGGUAAAAAGAAUAAUGUAUGGAAGAAUAUGUCCUAAUCUGUCUUAAAUCGUGCCAUGCGACCGUUACUGCGUAAUUAUUGUGUUAAAAGCGUUUUAAUGGUGAUAACUAUUAAUUAAAAAUAUACAUAUGAAUUAGAUGUUAAACCUUAUUGCAUAACGCGGUCGCAAGUCGCAACAUAACUAUGACCUCACGAUGAUUCAGUGGAAUGCCGUGUGUAUUUUAGAUCCAUUAUUCACACAGCAGCUCGGCGGCCUAACAAAGCCAUUAAUCGCAUUUCAAUCUUGCAUUCAAACAUCCAGUUUAAUGUCCUGACUAAAGCAACUUAAAUUGUACGACUCGCUGAAGUGAAAGUCUGAAAUCAUUGUAGGCAAAGUUAUUUAACGACUGCCACGCUUAGUAAAUUAGACUGACGAUUUGAAGUACUUACCAAUAAAUGUUACCAAUAAUAUUA
Messenger RNA from Manduca sexta (tobacco hornworm), 2542 nucleotides. RefSeq lists its product as uncharacterized. The coding region runs from base 99 to 1535 and encodes 478 amino acids. The record is from RefSeq and is a predicted model, not a curated record. Gene Ontology annotation, cellular component: extracellular matrix. The transcript has 4 exons. Lineage: Eukaryota; Metazoa; Arthropoda; Insecta; Lepidoptera; Sphingidae.